GACGAUGGCGACCAGCCCGUUACCCGGUCCCACCGACAUCCUCCUGCCCUCGCCGUCCAGCGCGUACCCGCCGGACCCCAUGAACCAGCCGAGGGCCGGUCACGCCGCCAUGAAGCCCAACCAGGUGGGACAAGUGAUCCUCUACGGCAUUCCCAUCGUCUCCCUGGUCAUCGACGGGCAGGAGCGGCUGUGCUUAGCGCAGAUUUCCAACACCCUCCUUAAAAACUUCAGCUACAACGAGAUCCACAACCGGCGGGUGGCCCUGGGCAUCACCUGCGUGCAGUGCACGCCGGUGCAGCUGGAGAUCCUGCGGCGGGCCGGGGCCAUGCCCAUCUCAUCCCGCCGCUGCGGCAUGAUCACCAAGCGGGAGGCGGAGCGGCUCUGCAAGUCCUUUUUGGGGGAGAACCGGCCCCCCAAACUGCCGGAUAAUUUCGCUUUCGACGUGUCGCACGAGUGCGCCUGGGGAUGCCGCGGCAGCUUCAUCCCGGCCCGCUACAACAGCUCCCGGGCCAAGUGCAUCAAGUGCAGCUACUGCAGCAUGUACUUCUCCCCCAACAAGUUCAUCUUCCACUCCCACCGCACCCCCGACGCCAAGUACACCCAGCCCGACGCCGCCAACUUCAAUUCCUGGCGCCGUCACCUCAAGCUCACCGAUAAAAGCCCCCAGGACGAGCUGGUCUUCGCCUGGGAGGACGUCAAGGCCAUGUUCAACGGCGGCAGCCGCAAGCGGGCCCUGCCGCCCGCCCCUCCCGCCCCCGCCGCCGCCGCCCCCGCCGCCUGCCACCCGCUGGGCUCGCCCGCACCUCCUGGCCGCCCCGCCGGAGCUCCACCAGAAACGACCGCGUUUCGAGGAGGACGAGGAGCUGCAGGAGGCCGUGGCGGCGGCGGCGGCAGCGGCGGCCACGGCGGCAAGAGCCCGCGGAGCUACCCGGUCAUCCCGGUGCCCAGCAAGGGCUCCUUCGGCGGCGUGCUCCAGAAGUUCCCCGGCUGCGGGGGGCUCUUCCCGCAUCCCUACGGUUUCCCCGCCGCCGCCUUCGGCCUCUGCCACAAGAAGGAGGAGGGCGGCGGCGGCGGAGUCGAUGCCCUCGGCGGGGCAGCGGCGCACAAGGCCGGCGGGGGCGCGGCGGGCGGCGGCCUCUCGGGGCUCUUCUGGCCGGGCAGGAAGGACGCCGCCUUCUACCCGCCCUUCUGCAUGUUCUGGCCGCCCCGUACACCGGGCGGGCUGCCGGUACCCACCUACCUGCAGCCACCGCCGCAACCCCCCGGCGCCCUGGGCUGCUCGUUAGGCGACGGGGCGGGCCUGUUGCGCCAGGCCUUCCUGGACCUCUCGGAGCCCGGCGGCGAGGCGGGGGCACCGGGCUUGGGCACGCCGCCCGCCGCCGCCGCCCCCCCGCCCGCUCCCGCCGCCGCCGCCGCCGCCCGGGACCCGCUCUUUGAGUCGCCCCCUGGCGGUGGCGGCGGCGCGGAGCCCGCCUCACCCGCCGCCUCGGAGGGGGGCGGCGGCAGCGGCGGGGGGGGUGGCGGGAGGGUCCCCCCGCACCUGCUGGAGGUGGCGGCCGGGCGCAAGGCGGGCGGUGGGUACCACCACUCCAGCGCCUUCCGCCCGGUGGGCGGUAAGGAGGACUCGGAGAGCUUGGCUAAGCUGCACGGCGGCGGUCCGCCCCGCUCCGCCUCGCCGCUGCAGCUCCUGCUGCCGCCGCCGCCGCCGCCACAGCCCGAGGAGGCGGGUUGCGAGCGGCACCCGCUCCCCCCGCCGCCGCCGCCGCCGCACCCCCCCCACCGCCUCCUCUCCCCCGGCGGCACCAGCUGCAGCUUCGCCAGCGAGGACAGCAGCGAGGACGACGAGGAGGAGGACGAGGAGGAGGAGGACGAGCCCGAGGUGGACGUCGAGGGGCACAAGCCCCCCGAGGAGGAGGACGAGGAGGAGGAGGAGGAGGAAGGCGGCGAGGGAGACCCCCUGGCGGCCGGCGGCCGCUUUCCGCCCGCUCGGGGCCUGGCGGAGAAGGGCGGCCGGGAGCGCCCCGCUGCUGGCCCCUUCCCCCGGCCGCCCGCUGAGGAGAAGCCGGGGGAGGGCCAGGCCCCGCCGCAGGCGCCUCCCGGCCCGCCCCGAGCGGGCAGCGGCGGCAGCAGUCCGGUGCACCACCCGUCCCUGGAGGAGCAGCCCUCCUACAAAGAUAAUCAGAAGAGCAAGGAGACUAAUCAAGUCAUCUUGCCUACAAAAGGGGAUACCUUCUCAGAUAAGAACAAGGAGCAUAAUUUUUUCAUCACAGAUUCAGAGCCUUCAGGAGGAGACUUCUGGAGAGAUAUAGCAGGUGAGCACACACAAGAAACCAAUUCACCUCAUUCACUGAAGAAGGAUGUAGAAAACAUGGGGAAAGAGGAACUCCAGAAGGUUUUGUUCGAACAGAUCGACUUACGGAGGAGACUGGAACAGGAAUUCCAGGUCUUGAAAGGAAAUGCGUCUUUCCCAGUCUUCAAUAAUUUUCAAGAUCAGAUGAAGCGGGAACUGGCGUACAGAGAAGAAAUGGUACAGCAGCUACAAAUUAUUCCCUAUGCAGCAAGCUUGAUCAGGAAAGAAAAGCUCGGCGCACACCUCAGCAAAAGCUAAAGAAGCACAGGGUCUUUUGCAGCUGUAACCUUGUAAGUUAUAAUGCACCACUCAGAAACUUGACUUGUAUAAAGACUGAGAAAAUGGAAGUAUUUGGGGAUUUAAAGAAAAAAUAAAUCGGGUUCCUGUGAACCCCAGGACAAGUGACCUCAAAGCGUCAUGGACAACCAUGUAAAGUAGAAUGUAGCAGCCAUUUAUUAGUAAAAAGAAAACAACAGCAACAAAAAAAAAAAAAAAUGCCUGUCCUGAAUCUUUUUUGGUCGUACCAAAGUUUAAGUCUUUGUGUUUUUAGAAGGACUACUGAACUUGAUAGAGAAAAUGCUUUUGAUGAAUCGUACAGAUAAGCUAUGAAAGGAGCUGCUGAUCCUUUCAACGCCACAAACACUGACAACAUCUGCCAGUUCACCUUUUGCUUUUGAAUAGUGAUUGUUUUAUGGAAAGAAAGGCGCGUCUUACGGGAUGGGCCAGAACCAUGUUUGGAUGGAUGGACAGACGGACAGACGGACGGAUGGACGGAUAGAGCAGCGUUAGCCAUACAUAGCGCUUUUUAAAAGCAGACUGGGGAUUCUCACACCGCUCUCCCUCGGCCCCUUCCUACUCUGGUAUUUUGCCUGCUGUAUGAAUUAAGAUUGUACUCCUCUGGAAAUAUUUUACAAUUUAAUAUUGAGUGUAAUUAAGAAUAUAAUCACUGUUAUCAAAAAAGGUAUUUAACUCUGUUGUAGUUUCUUUAUCAUUCAUGUGGAUAAAAAGUCUAUAA
Phalacrocorax carbo (great cormorant) is the source of this 3365-nucleotide messenger RNA. Lineage: Eukaryota; Metazoa; Chordata; Aves; Suliformes; Phalacrocoracidae. The record is from RefSeq and is a predicted model, not a curated record.